ACGGCAGCGGCGGCGGCACCUCACCCAGCCGGCUGCGCCUCGCCGGGGUUGCGAGCCCGGCCUCGGAGCCCUGCCCGCCGCCUGCCUUCGCCGGGGAGUGGUGGGGCGGAAAGAAGAGUGUGAGAGCGGCUGCGGGUCCCGCCGCGGGGAGCGGAGCGAGCGCGGGGCGGCGGAGGCUCCUCCAUCAUGUCGGCGGGCGGGGACUUCGGCAACCCGCUGCGGAAAUUCAAGCUGGUGUUCCUGGGCGAGCAGAGCGUGGGGAAGACUUCCUUGAUCACCAGGUUCAUGUAUGACAGCUUUGACAACACCUAUCAGGCAACAAUUGGCAUUGACUUCUUAUCGAAAACCAUGUAUUUGGAGGAUCGAACAGUACGGUUGCAAUUAUGGGACACAGCAGGUCAAGAACGGUUCAGGAGCUUGAUUCCUAGCUACAUUCGUGACUCCACUGUUGCAGUUGUUGUUUAUGAUAUCACAAAUGUAAACUCGUUCCAGCAAACAACAAAAUGGAUUGAUGAUGUCAGAACGGAAAGGGGCAGUGAUGUCAUCAUUAUGCUGGUGGGAAAUAAAACAGAUCUAGCAGAUAAGAGACAAGUGUCCAUUGAGGAAGGAGAAAGAAAAGCCAAAGAGCUGAAUGUAAUGUUCAUUGAAACUAGUGCAAAAGCAGGAUACAAUGUAAAACAGCUUUUCCGACGCGUGGCAGCUGCCUUGCCUGGAAUGGAAAGCACACAAGACAAAAGUAGAGAAGACAUGAUUGACAUAAAACUGGAAAAGCCUCAAGAGCAGCCUGUCAGUGAAGGAGGCUGUUCCUGCUAAUACCAUGUGGCUUCUACCUUUCUCCAGAACAUCACUGCUUUCCCUCCCUUUACUCUUCAUUGACUGCAGUGUGAAUAUUGGCUUGAACCUUCCCCUUUCAGUAAUAACGUAUUGCAGUUCAUCAUCGCUGGCUGUCUCGUGGAGAUGAUCUAUUAGCUUCACAAGCACACACACACACACACACAAAGAAAAUGUCAGUGUCUUCAUUAUUUAUAAGAAAAAAAAAGCCAAAAUAUUCCAGCGUAUUCUAGUUAUAACUUUAAAAAUAAAUAGGUACAAUUUCUUAAUAUUUGUUCCUUUUUUAAUAUGUUAUGAUAUUGCACUUUGAAAUGUUGGCAACUGAGUAAGUUUUGGAUUGGACUUAGACAAGAUGUAUGUGCAGAAGAAUGCUUGCAAACCUUACCCAUUUGAUUUCUCUAACAAACUGGAAGUGACUGGACAGCAGUCAGAAAUGCAAGCGGAGGUGGCAUAUGCUGAGGGUUAAAUGCUUAUCCUUACAGUAAUAAAAAAAAAAAAAUUAAAACCAAGCUCUUAAUCUUUUGAGCAGAGAUAGUCUUGACCGGUUUUCAAACCCCCAAACAUUUUUGGAAACCAACUUUAGCAGGGGUUUCGACACCGUGAAAGGCUACUGGAUUUUUUAGUUCUUGCAGAGGCAACGUGAACACUUUUCCAAGAAAGCAUACUGAGAAAUGCAGAGUGUCUUUCGGAAUGGGACGAAUGGCUUCUGGAGGAUUUUGGGGGGAAGGAGAGGGUGGAUGUGCAUUAGCAAAACACUUGCAGGGAACAGGGAAAUAUUUUUUCAAGUGCAAGAUGAGUUUUACGAGCAUUUUUUUUUCCUUUUAUGUAGAACACCAAUGAAGUAAAUUAUUACUGCCCGAGAGAUAGGAACGUAAUGUUUCAGCUGUUUGGAGGAGAAAGCGUUUUGCUUCUUUUUUUAGGGAAAAGACUUAAGUGAAUUCGGGACUGGCAGUAACACCUGCCAAAGCGGAUUGAAACCUUUUAAAUUUGGCAGAAGGAGGAAAGAGCGGCUGGAUGGCCCAGCGGAGACGCUGUGUUCACAGGCCAGUUCACGGCUGGGAGAGGGGGGGUGGCAGAAGGGGGAAUGGCACCCGCUUUUUCCAUAGCGUGGCCGUAGGUGGACUGGGGAAGGGGUGUUUGCUUUGAUCAUGCAGAAAUCUAGUUGGGAGAUCUUAGAUGGAAAGGAAGGGAGUUUAAUAGGAUGGAAACCAACUUCUGAUUAUGCAGAUUUAUGCCUUUAUUUUUUAGCGUUUUUUUAUGUUCCGUCUUCCAAGUUGGUUUAGUUUGGUUCACUAGAGCUGUAUAGUUUGGUUAAAUAACUAGUAAUUUAGUUCUCUAUUUAACUAGGCUUACCAUUAACCAUUUUUCUUUGAUAUUUAUUUCUUGGCUUAAUUUUUUUACUAUUUUCAGUAAUUAUCUUUUGUGUUGUUUUGCUGAGGAAUCUGUUUAGAGCUUUGCUGAUGUUGCGAGAUGUAGCUACCUGAGAAACACGGAAUCGAACACACUAGAAGUGCACCCUUUUAAUCUUUACUAGUCAUUGUGAAGUUGCUGUGUAAGUUAAUAAACACAAUUGUAAAUACAUUGUUUGCUGGGUGAAUAUGGCUGAGUUACAGUGCAGGAAGGAAUUCUUGAGUCUGUGUUGCGAUUGCUACUUAAAUGAACAAUUGCAAGCAAAUAUUCAGGCUCCUCCUUUGUUCUCUUCUGCCCCUCUACCAUCUAAAAUAACCAACCGGGGAAAAGAAAGGGAAUCGUCCUCACCACCACUUUCACCAGGAAAUGGGCAUAAAAGAUUUGGAAUUCUUCGUUCCUGAAAUGAAUGCUAGACUCGUGCCCUGCCCUGGGUUUAUAGCAACUCUGCACAACAAUAACUUAAAGGCAGAAUGAGAUGUAAAGUGCUUUUAUAAUGCAAUAUUAAAGGCGAGUUUUUUUGACGUGGCAUGUCUUGAAAUAAACAUCAAUGAUAUGUGACAAA
Falco peregrinus (peregrine falcon) is the source of this 2803-nucleotide messenger RNA. It is a transcript of the gene RAB6A, whose product is annotated as RAB6A, member RAS oncogene family. Bases 187 to 813 code for a protein of 208 amino acids. The transcript is spliced from 8 exons. Gene Ontology annotation, molecular function: GTPase activity; GTP binding. NCBI's taxonomy places the organism in Eukaryota, Metazoa, Chordata, Aves, Falconiformes, Falconidae. The record is from RefSeq and is a predicted model, not a curated record.